CGCACUCCGCGAAGUCCGAGGCACUUCCGCUGCAGGAGGUAGAGCUGGCGGCCUGGGUUCUUCUGAGCGAGCAAAGGAGGCUGUUUGUUAAAGAAAGCGCUUCACUCACAGAUGGAGUCAGAAGAGGUCCUCUGUGGAUUUUGCAGGACUACAGACAAGAUCAUGGUGCCUCCCAGCCUUCUUUCCUUCCUCCCGCAGCCCUGACUUAUAGAAGAAGGGAGUGAACCUGGGCUCCUCACAGCAGAGCUCCACCGUGACUGGACUCAGCAUUCCUCUUCUCUUUCAGAUGGACAAGUGGGAGAAGGCUGCAGGGAUGUCUGCUUCAUGGACAUCGUCAUUCUUCUCAGAGUGCCCAGCAAGACGUUGGCAAAGGAGAAUUAUUCAAUGACAUUUCCAUCGGGCAGAAGAAAAUGAUCUUCUAAAAAUUCACCUGAGAUGAGGACAGGUCCAGAGGUUUAGGUGGUUGGACCAAGGUCACUCAACUGGUACAGCAGUAGCCUCCUCAGAGACUCAGCCCUUUCCCAGAAGGAGGGGACAACAUGACCAAGUUCAAGGAGGUGGUGACCUUCAGGGAUGUGGCAGUGGUCUUCACUGAGGAGGAGCUGGGGCUGCUGGACUCUGCUCAGAGGAAGCUGCACCAGGAUGUGAUGCUGGAGAACUUUAGGAACUUGGUCUCACUGGGGCAUCAGCCAUUCAGCCCAGAUGUCAUACCCCAGUCAGAGAGGAAAGAAAAGCUUUGGAUGAUGAAAAUGACAACUCAGAAUGAUAACCUUUCAGGAGGCAAGAAUCUCAAUGAGAUGGAGACUCUUCACAAAGUUGAAUUACAGUUCCUUCCACAUGAAGAUCUUUUCUUCUCACAGAUCUGGCAACAAGUUAUAAGGGAGUUAACCAAGUGUCAAGAUUCCACGUUAAAUGUUCAAGGGACUGGCUCUCAAUUGGAAAAACAAGAUGAUAUAUCCUAUAAACACAAGGAGUUCAGUAGUCAGAGUUCACUUCUUCAAGUUCACUACAGAGUCCCCAGUGGUAAAAAACCCUACAAAGGAAAGGAAUGUGAGAAAAGUUUCAUUUGGUGCUCUCAUCUUCAAAGUAAUCAGAGGACCCAUGCAGGAGAAAAGCCCUACAAAUGUGAAAGAUGUGAUAACUCCUUUCGUCGGUUUUCAAGUCUUCAAGCCCAUCAGAGAGUCCACAGUAGAGAGAAAUCAUACAAAUAUGAUGGACUGUAUAAGGGUUUUAGUCAGAAAUCAUGUCUUCACCAGCAUCAGAGAAUCCCCACUGGAGAGAAUCCAUACAAAUGUGAGGACUACGGGAGGAACACUGGGAAGAACUCACAUUGUCAAGCUCCUCUGAUAGUCCAUACAGGUGAAAAACUCUAUAAAUGUGAGGAAUGUGGGGUGAGCUUCAGUCAGAACUCAUAUCUUCAAGUCCAUCAGAGAAUCCACAGUGGAAAGAAGCCUUAUAAAUGUGAAGAGUGUGGGAAGGGCUUUAGCUGGCGAUCACGACUACAGGCUCAUCAGCGAAUCCACACUGGAGAGAAACCAUACAAAUGUGAUGCAUGUGGCAAGGGCUUUAGUUAUAGCUCACACCUUAACAUUCAUUGUAGAAUCCACACAGGAGAGAAACCUUAUAAAUGUGAGGAGUGUGGGAAAGGCUUCAGUGUGGGGUCACACCUUCAAGCCCAUCAAAUAAGCCACACUGGAGAGAAACCAUACAAAUGUGAGGAGUGUGGAAAGGGCUUCUGUCGUGCCUCAAAUCUUCUGGACCAUCAAAGAGGCCAUACUGGAGAGAAACCAUAUCAAUGUGAUACAUGUGGUAAGGGCUUCAGUCGUAGCUCAGAUUUUAACAUUCAUUUUAGAGUUCAUACAGGAGAAAAGCCCUAUAAGUGUCAAGAGUGUGGGAAAGGCUUCAGUCAGGCCUCAAAUCUUUUGGCCCAUCAAAGAGGCCACACAGGAGAGAAACCAUACAAAUGUGAUACAUGUGGGAAGGGCUUCAGUCGGAGUUCAGAUCUGAAUGUUCAUUGUAGAAUUCACACAGGAGAGAAACCCUAUAAAUGUGAGAAGUGUGGUAAGUCUUUCAGUCAGUUCUCAAGUCUUCAAGUGCACCAGAGAGUCCACACUGGAGAGAAACCAUAUCAAUGUGCAGAGUGUGGGAAGGGCUUCAGUGUAGGUUCACAGCUUCAAGCCCAUCAGAGGUGCCACACUGGAGAGAAACCCUACCAAUGUGAGGAGUGUGGGAAGGGCUUCUGUCGGGCCUCGAAUUUUCUGGCUCAUCGUGGAGUCCACACAGGAGAAAAACCAUACCGAUGUGAAGUGUGUGGUAAGCGCUUCAGACAGAGAUCCUAUCUUCAAGCCCACCAGAGAGUCCACACUGGUGAGAAACCAUACAAAUGUGAGGAAUGUGGGAAGGUCUUCAGUUGGAGCUCAUACCUUCAAGCCCAUCAGAGAGUUCAUACUGGAGAAAAACCCUACAAAUGUGAGGAAUGUGGGAAGGGCUUCAGUUGGAGCUCAAGCCUUAUAAUUCAUCAGCGAAUCCAUGCUGAUGAUGAAGGUGACAAGGACUUUCCUUCAGAGAAUUCAUACAGGAAAAAAACACUAUAAACUUCCAUGUUUUAAUACCUUAAGUAGGUGCCAAAAUAUUCCACUUAUCAGAACUGUCACAGGAGACAUUUGUUUCACAAAAGCAUCAAUAUUUUAGCUACAACUUGACAUAUUACAGUGGUAGGAAGACCACACAGCAGAGAAGCCUUGGGAGAGUGGAGCCAUAUAGACUACAUUCAGAGCCUUGACCCUUAACAUAUAUGCAAACAAGAGGUUCAAGAAGGAUCAGUCUGAUCUGGAAUUAAUAAAAGUACUAAGAUGAAAAUGCCAAAAUCUAUUCCACUACAAUAUAAGCUCCAAGGCUAGAACUCUUGUUGACUGCUAAAUCCACUCUUGCUUUUUCAGUGCCUAACACAUUGUACAUUUUUCAGUAAUUGCCAAGUGAGUGAAAAUAGUCAUAUUUUUAAGUUUUAUUUAGUUUAUCUCUCAAAGUUGCUGUAAAAUGGUCUUCAGAAGAAUUUUAGAAGGUUUGGAGAACACUUAAGUUAGGCACAUGGACUCAUUUUCCUAAUUCUGCAGGUCCUAUGGACUGUUACCUAAAGUAACAACCAUUAGUGGGUCCAAAAAUCAGUUCAGUAGUUUGUGACCAGCAUUUCUGUAUCCUACCAGUACUUUAUAAGGGGUAUAACUUAUAUGCAGUAACAGGCAUAAAUCUUGAGUUCAUGGCUUCCUGAAUUUUGACAAAUGAAUACACUUAUGGUAGUUGUCACCUAGAUCUAUGUAUACAACAUUUCUAUUAAACAAUUUCUUUGUAUCCAUUUCCAGUCAAUUCUCCUUUCACUACCAUAGGUAUAGAAAUCACAGGUAUAGGUAGGCCUAGUCUUGAGCAUCAUCUGGUUUCAGUUUGUACUCUUGUGUCUGGAAUCUUGCGAAUAUAUGACCAGCUGAUAUUUGACAAAACUCAUCGUCCUAUCAUGAUAAAAGCUUUUCAAUGAGAUAAAUUAUCUGUGAAAAUCCUACAGGUUAACAUUGUUUUAAAUUAAGGAAUAACUUCAUAUGGUAAAACUGACUUUUUACUGUGUCAUUCUUUGUUUUGGCAAAUGCAUACUGUUAAGUGACCACAGUCACAAUCAAGACAUUUAACUCUUCCAGCACCCCUCCACCCUGUGUAUUCAACUUCUCUCCCCCUUCCCAGCCUUUAGCAACCACUGACCCUUUUUCUGUCUGUAUAGAUUACCUUCCCAAGAAUGUCAUAUAAAUGAACCCCUACGGUAUGUAGCCUUUUGAAUCUGGCUGCUUUCACUUAGCUUAAUGUUUCUGAGAUCCACCCAUUUUAUGUGUCAUUCUUUUUUAUUGCUGAAUAAUAUUCUGUUAUAUAGAUGUACCAAAUUUGUUUAUUUACCACUUGAAGGAUAUUUGGCUUUCCAGAUUUAGGGAUUCUGAAGAAAGCAGCUAUAAAAAUUGGCACAGAAUUUGGUGUAUCAACCUGUUUUUCUUUCAUCUUCAUAAAUAACCUAGGAUUACUGCUGGGUCAUAUGGUAACGGUAUGCUCAACUUUAUGAAAAACUGACUUUUUUUUUUUUCUAAAAUGGCUUUACCAUUUUACAUUCCCACCAUCAGUGUAUAAAAGUUCUGGUUUGUUACCAUCAUCAUGUGGUAUGUCAGAAUUUUGUUUUGCUUUUUUGUUUUUUGUAUUUCAAAGGUUUACAGUGGUAUCAUUUGGUUUAAAUUUAUAUUUCCAUAAUGACUAUGUUUAGCAUCUGUACAUAUGCUUGUUUGCUAUCUAUCUGCCUAAUUUAUUUGAUGAACUGUGUUCAAAU
Molecule: messenger RNA, 4354 nt
Organism: Tupaia belangeri chinensis (Chinese tree shrew)
Lineage: Eukaryota; Metazoa; Chordata; Mammalia; Scandentia; Tupaiidae
Product: zinc finger protein 45
Exons: 9
Coding region: 540-2594 (684 amino acids)
Biological process (GO): regulation of transcription by RNA polymerase II
Cellular component (GO): nucleus
Molecular function (GO): RNA polymerase II cis-regulatory region sequence-specific DNA binding; DNA-binding transcription factor activity, RNA polymerase II-specific
Source: RefSeq, a predicted model, not a curated record